AUGCUAACAACUUUUAAUUCAUCAAAUUCAAUUUUCAAAAAGGAUAGAUAUCGUUUGAUUUCAUUUCUCUUGCUUAAACAUUUAAGUAAUUCUUAUUUCUAUUUAUUUAGAGACACAUCAUAAGGAUAUUUUCAUGUAAAAUUUAAACAUUAGGAUUUUGCUUAAAAAAAAAAACCAUCAUUAAUUACGCAACCUUAAAAAUGAUUUUGAAGCUAAACAGUUGACUCUUGAAUAUUUUGGAAGUUUUCAACUGAUUUCUGACAUUUUGGAAUUACAAAUUGAUGCAAAUUGCUUAGUCGAUAUUUAAGAAUUAUGUUAUUAUCUAUCAAAUUGA
Paramecium sonneborni is the source of this 334-nucleotide messenger RNA. NCBI's taxonomy places the organism in Eukaryota, Ciliophora, Oligohymenophorea, Peniculida, Parameciidae. The record is from the annotation of a GenBank genome assembly.